Talaromyces marneffei is the source of this 1989-nucleotide messenger RNA. RefSeq lists its product as uncharacterized. The transcript has 6 exons. The record is from RefSeq and is a predicted model, not a curated record. The coding region runs from base 1 to 1989 and encodes 662 amino acids. Lineage: Eukaryota; Fungi; Ascomycota; Eurotiomycetes; Eurotiales; Trichocomaceae.
AUGACUACCCCGGUGCCCCUCACUCUUGGAUAUGGGGACCUGCAUCCCUUCGCAAAAGUCCAACUUUCUGACCGUGAGUCGGUACAGCAACUCUUACGAACAUUGCUCGAUCCCCUUCAACCUUUCUUUUCUCCAGCUAAAGCCCGAGUGCGCGUCCCUGGCGGAACUGGAGUCAGAUUUGAUCAAACAGCCGCCGACGUUGAGGGUAUAUGUCGGCCCCUCUGGGGUCUAGCAUUUCUUCUUGCAGGCGGAGGAAGCUACGCACACACGGACGCAUGGAUUGAAGGUAUCAAGGCUGGGAUGGACCCUCAAAGUCCAGAAUAUUGGGGAAACCCCCGUGACAACGACCAGAGAAUGGUCGAAAUGUGUCCACUUGGGGUGGCAUUUGCGAUUGCGCCUCAAUUUUGGCAAAGUAUCUCAGAAGAAGACAAGAGGAAUGUAGAACAGUGGUUGGGUAACUCAAUCAACACUAAGGAGAUGCCGAACACAAAUUGGCUCUGGUUUAGGGUUUUUGCCAACUUGGGAUUGAAGAUGAAUAAUGGCAAAUACUCAGAGGAAAAAUUGCAACAAGAUAUCAAGCAUCUGGAAGGCUUCUAUCGCAGCGGGGGCUGGUCCAAUGAUGGUCCGGAGGGCAUUCAUCAAAUGGAUUACUACUCUUCUAGCUUCGCAAUUCAGUUUCUUCAGCUCAUAUACGCCAAAUUGGCAGGAGCGGAGGACCCAGACAGAGCAAAAGAGUUCAAAGAACGUGCACGCCUUCUAGCCCUCGAUCUAGUCCAUUACUUUGACGAAGAAGGUCGUGCCAUCCCCUUCGGUCGAAGCAUGAUUUACCGGUUUGCGGUAGUAAGCUUCUGGGGUGCCCUGGCGUACGCAGAUGUUGAGCUUCCUGCCCCUUUAACAUGGGGAAUGGUGAAGGGUAUUGUUCUUCGCCACUUUCGAUGGUGGCAGAGCCAGCCCCAGAUAUGGUCCUCCAGUGGUACGCUGACAAUUGGUUACUCCUAUCCCAAUAUGUAUAUGGCCGAGAGUUACAAUAGCCCCGGAAGCCCAUACUGGGCAUGCGUUGCAUUCAUUUGCUUAGCUGUGCCGCAAAGUCAUCCCUUCUGGACAUCCGAGGAGAUGCCCCUUCCAGAGUCGCUACCUAUAUUAAAGGCAAUCAAGGAGCCGAAACAUAUCAUCAGCUCCCUAGGAAGCCACCACUUUCUUCUAUCAUCCGGCCAGGCAUGUGGUUACCCAAUGAAAGGUACACAUGCAAAGUAUGGGGCCUUUGCGUACAGCAGUGCAUUUGGCUAUUCCGUAUCUCCAAGUUAUUUUACGCUUGGGCAAUACGCUCUGGCAUCCCAGCUUGGAUUCUCCGAUGACGGCGGCGAGUUUUGGAAAGCCCGCCGCUUGAGCGAUUAUUCUGCUCUGGAAGAGAGAGAGGGGCUGCCUGUCCUUGUUUCAAAUUGGAAACCAUUCCCAGAUAUUAAAGUCAAGACCAUUCUAAUACCUCCUGUGCAGGCUGCACCAAAUUGGCAUCUUCGAGUCCAUCGUAUUGAAGCUGGUCGAGAGGUUAUGACGGCGGAUGGCUCUUUUGCGAUAGCCAACACCCGGGCAGUUGAUGGAAGGUAUCUAGACCCUUAUGAUCCAAACAUUCUGGAGGGUACAUUCCCGCGAUACCUCAAUAACUAUGACGCUCGUACGCAGGAUGGUUGGUCUAGAGGUGACCAAGGCGCAUUUGCAGUAUCAAAAGGAGCAGUUGGCAUCCGUGCUUUGGAACCAGAUUCACAACGAAGAGGCACGCUUAUAGAGGCCGAUGCAAACUCGAACGUGAUGGAGAGCAGGACGGUUAUUCCAACCUUGGAACAUACCAUUCUGAAAGGACAAACGGUGGCCUAUAUCUCGGCUAUUUAUGCAAAACCAGCAGGCAGUAAUGUCCCCAAAGUCGACUAUCUGAGUGGAUGGGAUUGUCCGCCUGAGGUCCCAAAAUGGGUUCUCGCGGAGAUAGCGACUUGA